AUGCCGUCGUCUUCUCGCCUACACCGCCGUCUUCUCGCCGGUUCCAUUGUCAGCUCGUCCCACGGCCUGCUUCUUGAACUUGGAAGUGGACGAGGGAAUAGUAGGGGAGUUGAGCUGCUUGUUACUCUUGUUGGAGGUGGAGCUUGUGGAAUUGAGCUUCUUGAAGCCAUUAUGGCUGUGUUUGCUUUUAAUUGUCCAUUUAUGGUUGCUUUCGUUAGUUGGUGUAUGUAUAAUAAUUUGCGUUCACUUAAAUUUGGUGGUGGAGUAGGCUCAAUUAUUGGUGGUGCAGGAGGAGGAGUAGGAGUCCUUGGUGGAGGGUUUGGUGGCGAAGACAGUGGUAGUGGUCUAGGGGGUGGUUUUAGAGGAGGUAGCGGUGGGGGUGGUGGUUUAGGGGGUGGUUAUGGAAGCGGAGGCAGAAUAGGAAAAGGGUUAGUUGGUGGAGUUGGGGCAUAUAGAGGGAUUUACAAAGGAAUUGGUGGUGGCAUUGGAGGGAUUGAUGGUGGUGCCGAUGCCGUUGGUGGUAUUGGUGAUUUUAUUGGAGCCACCAAGAAAUAA
This is a messenger RNA of Arachis stenosperma, 555 nucleotides long. RefSeq names its product glycine-rich protein 23-like. The coding region runs from base 1 to 555 and encodes 184 amino acids. Lineage: Eukaryota; Viridiplantae; Streptophyta; Magnoliopsida; Fabales; Fabaceae. The record is from RefSeq and is a predicted model, not a curated record. The transcript has 3 exons.